UGACCAUUGACAAGUUGACUGAUUGGUUGUCGUUAGAGGGUCGUGUACACAAUCAGUGUAAAUAACUGGCAAGACCUCCCGAAUUCUCUACCUUCACAAUUGUUAGUUGCGGUUUUGUUUGCGAGGAACUGAGAAUUUGGCUAGUAAUUUGUGCAGUGUAAAUAUCUUGUUUCAACAACUUGCAUCCAAGAUUGGAUCCCUUUUGAAAUGAGUUAAUGUUAAAAUUAUAAUGUCAACAUUGGGUGAUGUGAGAGUAUCUACAUCAUAUGAAAUUUCUGAACUAAAACACUCUAGUCUUACAGUGUAGUAGCAUUUUGAAUCUAUUUGAUUAUAUUAUACACAUCAAGGAGUUCUUGGAGGUUGGUCAUUUUCAAUAGACUACCAUCAUCCAUUUUGACCCACCUUGUUGAGACAAAACAUGAUACUUCACAUUAGAGGAAUGUAUUUUGAAGAGAAGGAAAAUUGACUAGUAGGAGUGUCGACUUGUUUUUUUGUUUUUUCUUUGAUAAAGAAGAAAAUGUCUUAUAUGCCAGUUUUACUAUAGAAAAGGAUAAUAAUGAAUUUUAAGUUUGAUUGGUGAUUUUAUGUGGACUUUUCCUAUGUUUAUUUAUAACACUGACCAUAGGAUUAAACAGUUUUAUGGUGUCGUGAAGUCCAGUUGGUUAUAUUGUCGCUUGAUAAAUGCACAAAUUAUACGUUUCUUAUUUUGUUUAUUAUUACAGAUUAUAUUCAAAGAUGUAAUUAACUGUGAUCUGUGUUAAUGGAUUAUUUUGUGUAUAAAGGAUAUGUGUGGAUAUAUAUUUAUUUUAUGCGUGACUAUAUAUGGAGUAUAUAAUACAUAAUGCCUGCACCUGCGGAUACCUCAUUUAUGUCAGAGAAUCAGUCUGGCACAGUAUAUAUUAGGAUAGCUAUACCAGAACUCAAAAUACAGAAAUGUCUUCAGUUUGAGUUAGAUGAUACAGUAUGGCAGGCCAAACAACGGGUUCUAGCAGCAUUCUCAAAGGAUCUACGAGAUUCAUUAAAUUAUGGAUUAUAUCUUCCACCAGUCAAUGGCAGAGCUGGCAAGUUUUUGGACGAGGAGAGAUUUUUAAAGGAAUAUCCUUUACAGGGUCCUAUUGGAUUCCUAGAGUUCAAAUACAAACGAAGAGUCUACAAAGUGAUGCAAAUUAACCCACGUAAAUUGAAACAGCUUCACACUAAGACACAGUUAAAGAAUUUUCUGGAACAGGUUAGAAAUGGUAAUAUAGAGAAGGUGAUUAAACUAACUAAUAAAGGAUUAGAUCCCAAUUUUCAUGAUCAUGAUAGUGGAGAGACACCAUUAACUAUAGCAACAACCUUACCUCGAGAUAAAUGUCGAGAAAUGAUAAUGAGUAUGGUGAGUGGAGGGGCACAUCUUGAUUUUCGUAAUAAACAAGGGGUUACCCCCAUGCACUGUGCAGCAAUUCAUGGAAAUUUAGAAGCAAUUAAGGCAUUAUUAGACCUUGGUGCGUCCCCAGAUUAUAAAGAUUAUCGCAAUUUAACACCUCUAUAUUACUGUGUUUCUAAUGAUACUAAUGCAAUAUGUGUAGAGGUUUUAUUACAUGAGCGAGCUGUGAUUGGUACACAUGAUGAACAAGGCUGGUUUGAAAUACAUCAGGCUUGUCGUUAUGGUAGAGUACAACAUUUGGAACAUUUGUUGUAUUAUGGUGCUGAUAUGGAUGUACAGAAUGCUAGUGGUAAUACACCAUUACACGUCUGUUGUGUAAAUAAUCAGGAAUCUUGUGCUAGAGUUCUGUUAUUUCGUGGUGCCAAUAAAGAAAUCCUGAACUACAAUAAUCAAACCCCCUACCAAGUAUGUAUUAUGGCAAAUAAUCAAGACUUGGCAGAAAUAAUCAAAAAUCACAGCAUUGAUGAUGUUGUUCCGUUUCGAGAAAUUCCCAAAUAUAGUGAAAGAAGAAAAAUGAUGAAUAUGACCACAAGUAUACGUAAUUUGGUGCGAUGUCGAUCUGAUCCACGACUUAAUCUCAGUUUGUUAGAAGAACAGUUUUUAAAAGGAGGAAUGUCAAAUCACAUGAUGAAUAAUGAUCAUUAUGAUAAUGGAUCAUAUCCACCAUCACGAGAAUAUAAUUCUGAUUCUCCUAGAUCUCUUAGUAUCUCUAGUUCGAGCUCAGGUCCAGCUAAAUACUAUCAGUAUCCAUACUUUGCUACCACAUCAGUGAGAUCAAGACCAUUCUCUACUGUGUCAGGUGGUAGAGUGUUCGUGUGUGUACGUAACAACAGAGCUCAUCAUCCAUGUGACAUAAGCAUCAGAAGACUACAACGUACUGGUGAUAUGAUAGAAGUGUUAAGUGUUGGAGAUCAAGGUUUUUAUGAAGGUAGAAGUAAUGGUAGAGAGAGUUGGUUUCCUGGUGGUCCAGUCCAAGAUGGCCAGCUAAGAAGAGCUGGUUCUAUGGGGAAUCUGAUAGAUGAUACUGUUACAAUGCAUAGGAAUACAUUAGCAGCUUUGGUGCAACAAAAUAAUGGAGGUGAAUAUGCUCCAAGAACAGUUUUAUUACAACGAAGGCCAGAAGGUUAUGGAUUUGUGUUACGUGGAGCUCGAUCCCAAUCUCAAAGUGCCAGUCUUGAUUUCCAGCCAUGUGCCGAGUUUCCAGCAUUACAAUAUCUUGAUAGUGUGGACCCUGAAAGUCAGUCAGAUAGAGCCGGAUUAAAAACAGGAGAUUUUAUAUUAGAGAUCAAUGGUGAAAAUGUAAUUCGAGCUACACAUGAACGGGUGGUGCAACUCAUUCGUACUUCUAAAGAUGCUUUAGUUAUGAAAGUUGUUACAGCACGACCAGUAGAGAAAGCAUCUGAUUGGUUUACACAUCAAGAUGGUUCUAUGACAUUACCCAAUCGAAAGAAGCAAGCCCCAUUACCACCUAAACGUAAUCCAGAUACAUCACUAUCAUUUAGUAAAGCUACUAGUAAAUCUAUGGCUGAGGGUCUAGCUGAAAUAGAAAAACUGGACCAAGCUUUAGCAGAAUUUGAUAUGACUGGAAAUCGUCGCCAUUCUUUGUCAAUUAAUGAAAUAAGCAGUGAGAAGAAAACAGCAUCUGUUCGUGGAUCUCAUGCUAUAAAGAGAGUGUCAUGCGUUGAUAUUAAUCAUAUUGUUGUUGGUGAUCAUAUUGAACCAGCUGAACCUACGUAUGAUACACCAUCUGUUCAACGAUCAAAAGACUAUAUGAGUCCUGCCGAACUACGAAUCAAAAAGUACCACAAAAAACAUAAUGGGACAAUGGAAAGAUCGAAAAGUACACCUGAUUUGGCCGUGCCUGAUGAAGUUGUUUAUGCGUCAACAGCAAUACCUGGUAGUGGUGUUACUGUAUAUGAUAGAUCACCUGUAAACAGAUCCCAUGCAACCUACCAAAAACCAGGUUCACCUGGUUAUUAUAGACAAGGUCAUAUGGCAGACAUUAAAAGACCUAUGUCACAUUUUGAUAGUGAUCGAUUAAAAACGGCCGUUUAUGCUGGACCUGUUGUAAUUAGAAGUACUGAUGAUAGCAAUCCACCAGAUAUUCCUGGAAGAGCCCCUGUUGCCAAACGUCAAGCGCCUAACCCACCCACAAAGUCAGAAUUAGUCAGCAUUAGCACAACCAGAAACAACAAUAUGUAUGCCAAUGUUUCAGCAGAAAUACAGGCUCGCAAGGAGAAAGAAAAGGAAGAAUCACCGUAUGAAUCUAGUUUCCGACCUGGUACCCUUGCUAGACUCACUAACCAACCUCGUGUUACUACCGCUUCUCUAGAACAGGCUAAACUUAAAUCUCAUAGAAAAACAAACAGUAUGGGAGCAAUUAGCAUCCAAGCUGAUGAAGAAAAUGAAAAUAAAGCUGGUUCUUCCUCUGAUGAUAGGGUGUUACAAAAUGCAGCCAACUUCAUUCAAAAACAUCCAAAUGCCAAGUUACUUGUGACAGCCGAUGUACAUCAAAAAAAAGAGAAGACAUAUUAUGAACCAGAGCCGGACUAUGAUAAUGAAAGUGAUGAUGAAAAAUCCUUGUUAUCUGCAUCUAGUUUACGAGCCCAGACUAACAUCAGUCGUCAGUCUAGUGUAACAUCUAGUGGCUCUAGAAAUACCGAAGAUGCUGCAAAACUUUUGGCACUAGAAGUCCAAAAGAGUGUACGUCCAAAAUCUACAUCAGUAACAGUAAUAGCCGUUGGUGAUACUUCCACCAUUAGAAAGAAUUCACCAGUAACUGAACGUCAUUAUUCCGUUCAUUCUGAUAUACCACCAGCUAAACAAACAGCACCUCAGACACAUUCUGAUACAACAAUGCAUGGUGAUAGUAAAGUUAUUAUUCCUUCAUAUUCAACUGAGUCUUCUAGCUACAGUACAUCUCAGUCUAACGUUACUACUAUACAAACUAACUAUAGUAAUCAAUCAACAAGAUCUACACCAGCCUCUAGUGUUAAUAGCUCACGUAGAUCUUCUAUACAGUCUAAUCUAAGUGCUGGUAGAGACAAUAUAUCUACUGAUUGUAUACCACAUCCAUAUACUACACCACCCCCACAAGCUGCUCCUCCCCCACCUCCACCAGCUCCUCCUGCUCCACCAGCUCCUCCUGCUCCACCACCAAUACCUACAACUCUUCCUCCCUCUACAUCCUAUGAAACCUUAAACCGAAGUCCUGCCAAACCAGAAGCAACAAACCAACCAUUGGUAUCAGCAAGUGAUAUUAUGAAUGCCGUCAAACUUAGACAGAAUCGUUUACAAAAUGAUGCCCCAAGGAUGUCACAAACCAAACCCAGUCAAGCAUUGCCUGUCAAAAGCAGUCUUGAUUUAAAUCAAGAAGCUUUGAAGGCUGCAGUAGCUGCAAGGAAAAGUCGACUGUUGCAAACCGAAGAGACAGCCGUGGUUGACCAAAUUGAAUCCAAACUUCAGAAAACAAAGAAAUUACAAUCGGCCAAAUACUUCUUCUCCAGUGAUACCAUCAAAAAUGAAACUGGAAAUACAGAAGAAAAAACAGAAAAGACACCAACUAAAUCAGCAACUAAGAAAGCUCCAGCACCAGAGCCACCAGCAGUAAGUGUCAAGCCAAAAAGUCCACAAGUUGUUGGUAAGUCUAAAAUCACAGCUAUUGGGAGUAGUAAAACAGAGACUGUGAAGGCUCCCACCUCAAAACCUGUUACUACUAGUCAAGGUGAUUCUAAACAAGCAUCGUCAACAUCUAAUGAUUUCCUAGCAAUGGCUGAAAAGGCUAGACAAGAAUUCCUGCAAAAGAAGAGUGGUACUACAAAAGGACAAUCUGUAACGCCUAUUUAUAGUUCUAGUGGUAUGCAAUCAGGGAAGAAAACAGAAAAGAAGAUUGAAAGUGAGCAAGAUGUAGAUAAAGAUGAUCCUCAGAUGUCUAUUAAAGAUAAAAUAGCUAGCUUUGAGAAACAGAAGAAGUUAAAUGGCGGUAUAAGUAAUGGUAAUAAUAUAGAGUUAGAUGGUGUUACUGAGGAUCAUUCACAUACAGAAGCUGGUAAUACAUUAACACGUAACGGUAAUAGUACGUAUUCAUCAGUUGUAGCACCACCACCAGGUUUUACAGAUAAUCUGGAGAUAAUACCUCCACCGGUUUCUUUCUCUAAUGAUGCUAGUGUCGACAGUGGACAUGGAUCAGAUCACUAUAACUCAGCCUUCGGGCAUGAAGAUUCAGCCAGUCUUGUAUCAUCAGCAUCAACAUUAAGUACACUAUCGAGUGAACAUGGAGAACAUGUCCAACGCAAUACACAUUUUGAUGAUAUGUUACCCCCUCCACCCCCAGCCUUUAGUGACAAUAUCAGUGACUUUGAUGACAUUCCAAAUGAUGUGAUUCCCCCACCACCCCAAUUUUCAAAUAGUGCCGACAUGAAACCUAAUCCGUUGAGACCUUAUCAAACUAAAAGUGUGGACACAUGGUUAUGCACUGAUGUACUAGAUUGGUUAGACAGUUUAAGUAUGGCUCAAUACAAAACCAGCUUUGCUAAAAAUUGUAUUGAUGGACCAAAACUUGUAAAGUUAGGUAGAAAUGAUUAUAUUGAAUUAGGUGUGACACAAGUUGGCCAUAGAAUGAACUUGGAACGAUCUAUUAAGAAAGUUGCACUUGGUAAAAUCAGUACGGCCAUGUAAUGUUGGAUAGAAAUUCAUAAUGAAAACUUUGUGAACAUUUAGAUAUAAUAAUGUAACAAGUGUAUGUUAAUGGAUUGUAAUCAAGUGAUGACUGAUCAAACAUUCUUCAAAUGAAAUUACUGUUUGUAAAUAUAAAUCAAAAACAAAAGUGUAUAUAAAACUACUUAUACUACUCAAUGAUGUUGAUUAUUUUGGAUUUUAUCUAGAAGUGAUGUAAACUGUAGUGUCAUUGCAAGUACAGUACAUUAAAACUAAACUGGCAAUUAUAAAUUAUAUUGUGAAAAAGGAAAAACCUAUUUAGGUGGGGGUUUUUUCCUAAAGUUAUUCUUUAUAUGUGUGCAUGUUCUCUACUCUGCCCUGAACGUUUUGGGACCUGCACUCAUUAGAAAAACUUUGUGCCCAAAGUUAAACUGGAUGUUCCCACUGUAAAUCACUGAUUUGUGUCGUUUUGGUCAUCCUGAUUUUUUUGGAAAAAAGUUUUGUAUGAUUUCUUGAUCUGGUUUAUGAUUAUUAGCCGAGUUUGCCAAAGUACUAUUUUCGUACACUUAACAUUUCUUGAACACAUUUCAAACUUUCUUUUUACUGAAUGUAAAUACUGUUAGAAAAGGUUAUAUUUACUAAUCUAUUUUGUGCACUUUAACUACAUUAAGUUGAAAGUCAAAUUGUUUUGUUAAUAAUUAAACUGUAUAUAUUACAAUGUUUAUAUUAUUGUUUAAAUAUUAUAAAGGUCUACAUUCCUGUAUACUCAAAACACAUUCGUUUUACUAUGUAGUAUAUUUUUCACACGUUAUAAGAUGAUAUGUUUGAUAUUAUGGAAGAGAAUAAUCUGAAAUAAGAAACUUUUUCUUCCCUAUUUUAUUUGUGAUGAUGAUUGGGACAUUCCAUGGUAAAGUAGAGAUUGUUAUUCCAGCAUUACUAUAAGCUUGUGUAUGGUGUAUAUAUACAAGUUAGUGCUAUAUUAUUACUUUGUAUAUUGUGUAUUUUUUAGAAAUGUUAUAUUUUAUUAUGUUGAUCUGCAAUACAUAUGAAAUUUAAUAUUGAUGCAAAGCAAUUAUUAAAUUUUAUUUUUGUUUUAUUUUAAAAUCAAAUUUGCUAUAAUUUAUGCACAAUUUUCCUAUAAAAGUAGUAGUUAAGUAUUUUCAUUUUAUGAACAUUCCAAAAUCCUGAUUGACUAAAUAUUGCAACAGUAGAAUUUUUAUACGCCCACAUUUUCAUGUGGACGUAUAUUGUCGUCGCCCCAGUCCGUCCGUCCAGAAUUUGUUUGUGGACUCUCUACAGGUCACAAUUCUUGUCCGAUUUUGAUGAAACUUGAAAUAUAGGUUUAUCCCUUAAGAUCUCAGCUGCUUUCGAUAUUUGCAUGUAUCGGAUCGAAACUUCAUGGAUUAUGGCCCCUGUUUGUACAAAAAUUCAUGUUUUUAGCUUGUGGACACUACAGAGGUCACAAUUUUUAUCCAAUUUUGUUGAAACUUGAAAUGUAAGUUUAUAACCCAAAGAUCUCAGUUCCUUUCGAUAUUCGUGCAUAUCAGACCGUAACUUCCUGAAUUAUGGCCCCUGAUUGUACGAAAAAAUCAUGUUUUUAGCUUGUGGACCCUAUAAAGGUCAUAAUUUUUAUUCGAUUUAAAAAACCAUAUUAUUAUAUCACCGUUACACCCUAAGGAAGGUUGAGUUCAAAUUUCGUGAAAAUCGAAUAAAAAUUGCCAGACAAAAUGGCCGCCAUUUGUACGCGAAUAGUGUAAAAAUAUGGUAAAUCAAGGUUGUGGACCCAGUAUAGGUCACAAUUUUAAUUUGAUUUGGAUGAAACUUGAAAUGUAUGUUUAUAACCUAAAGAUCAUGGUUCCUUUCGAUAUUUGCGCAUAUCGGAUAGUAACUUCCUGAAUUAUGGCCCCAUAUUAUACGAAAAAUCGCGUUUUUAGCUUGUGGACCUUAUAUAGGUCAUAAUUUUUAUCCGAUUUAAAAAAACGUAUUAUUAUAUAUCACCGUUACACCCUAAGGAUGGUUAAGUUCGAAUUUGGGGGAAAUCGGACCAAAAUUGCCGUACAAAAUGGCAGCCGUGUGUACACGAAUAGUAAAAUAGGGUAAAUCAAGGUUGUGGACCCUGUAUGGGUCACAAUUUUAAUCCGAUUUUGAUGAAACUCGAAAUGCAUUUUUAUAACCCAAAGAUCUUGGUUCCUUUCGAUAUUUGCGCAUAUCGAAUUGUAACUUCAUGAAUUAUGGCCCUUGAUUGUAGGAAAAAUAACUUUCUUUUUAGCUUGUUCUCUAUCCAUCUCUCAAAAAUGUGGGCGUAUCCUGCCUAGCAGCCGAUGGUUUACAUUUCUAUUAAUUUUAGGAUAAUUGAUUCAACUGUUUUGAUUAUGCCACAUUUCCUUUAAAUCUUUUCUAUAAUGAUAAAUGUUUCAAAAAUUAAAUGGUAACAAUGUAUGGAAGGAUAACGUUGCCAAUAUUAUUUCAAUGUUCAUGGUGAAAAUACAUCUGUCAGCAAUUCAAAAUACGUAUUUUAGUUUUACAAUUUCCAAUUUCCAAUGCUCCACAAUACCAAUGUUACAGUGUUAAAAUACAGAAUACACUUUUCAAUAAUACUAAAUACAGUAUAAUAAUUAUUCUGCACAUUACACUUCUCCAUUCUGCAUUUUGCAUAAUAGACAAAUGCAUAAUGGAACUUAGCAUAUUAGAACAUAUACUUUAUAUGGGAUCUACGACGAAGCUCAUUUGCAUACGAAAAAAAAUGUGGGCUAGUACAGAAAUUAAUAAUUUACGCUAUCAAUCUACAAGGUCAAGAUCAGUAGAAGGUGGCGCUACUCAUAUUUACCGACCUUCGGAAAACGAUCAAUGAAAUAAAAUGAAAUGGGGUUUAUUGUCCUACUUUUCUGCUCUGACUGGGCUAAUGAAAACUAUGGCCUACUCUUAUAUCGAAUUCCAACAGCCAAGGGAUCUUUUACGUGCAUGACAAUGUAUACACGGGAAUUCGGUUUUUCGUAACAUCCGACCUAGUGAAUUCCUUAUUGCAUACUAGCUUGAUUUCCUCUUAUUGCAUGGUAAGCCGAUUUAUUGUAUGGUGACUUAUUGAAUGCCAGCUUGAUCUCUGCCCAUUGACCUUGUAGAUCGAUCGGGUAAAUUAUUAAUUUCCGUCCUAGUCUGGACAUCACUCAGUUUGCAAUUGAGCUUUGACGAAGAUCCCAUAUAAGGUAUAUGUUCUACUAUGCUAAGUUCUAUUAUGCAUUUGUCUAUUAUGCAGAACGGAGAAGUGUAAUGUGCAAAAUAAUUAUUAUACUGUAUUUUGUAUUUUAACACUGUGACAAUAGUAUUGUGGGGGAAUGCAAAUUACAAUUUGUAAAACUAAAAUACCUAUUUUGAACUGCUGACAUAUGCAGUUUGUACAGUGAACAUUGAAAUAAUAUUGGCAACGUUAUCCUUCCAUAACAAUGAACCAUACUUCUUGCAAAGCACACCAUACAUUCUGCCUUUCUUCUUUUGUUGUCAGAUCUAGUCAUUGUAAGAUAAACAAAUCAUUAAUACUAAUUGUUUUAAAGACUAGCCCAUUCUAGUGUCUUUUAUUGAAUUCUUUUUUUUUUAAAAACAAUUUUAUUUUAUUCUUCCUUAAAAAUAUUUUAAAAUAUGAUUUUUUUUUUAUAUUGGCCAAAAACUAUUGUACUGGGAAGUUAAAAAUAAUUUGGGCAUUUAAUUACAACAAAAACAUGCACCAUUGAGUAAUUGUAUAAGUCAUUAAAGCUUGCCAGAAUUAUAAUAAAUAUAUAAUUUAAUUUAAUGUGUAAAUAAUUCAAAAUAAAGUGGAAUUAUUGUUUAUAUAAAUGAAUUCUAUAAAAGAAAUUAUUUUAGUUUCUUGCCAUAAAGAAUGUGAUUAAAGGUAUGUAAAUGGUUAUAGAGGAUAUUAAUUAAAGCUGUAUAAGUUUUAAUGUGUACAUAUAUUAUUUAUUUCAUAUCUUUCACAAAUGUUAAUAAGCUAUUGAAGAAUGAUGUAUAAAUCGAGCAAAGAAUGUCCAAUAAAAAAAAUUCUUCCA
Messenger RNA from Patella vulgata (common limpet), 10119 nucleotides. RefSeq names its product protein shank. Gene Ontology annotation, cellular component: postsynaptic density; dendritic spine; postsynaptic membrane. The transcript has 19 exons. NCBI's taxonomy places the organism in Eukaryota, Metazoa, Mollusca, Gastropoda, Patellidae. Bases 842 to 6103 code for a protein of 1753 amino acids. The record is from RefSeq and is a predicted model, not a curated record. Gene Ontology annotation, molecular function: ionotropic glutamate receptor binding; synaptic receptor adaptor activity.